CCUCCAGCCGGUAAAAUCAGAGAAGAAGAAAAGGAACAUUAUUUUGAAAAUUCCAGCGGAUGUUGUGUUUGAGCCACUUCCGCCAGCCCACCGCCAGUCUUAUAACUACAGCCUGGAGUUUUACGGAUAAUCCGGCUGUUGUCGGCUGUGAGCCUCAGAAAUGAUGAUGAGGAGGAUCUAGCGGAGAGCUGCGGAGCCUGGAGGGCAUCAUCCGGCCGUCUUUGCGAUGCUCUCUCGCCCUCCGACCCUGACGGAGACGAACGGUCGGGGAUGCGACCCGGCAGCAGACCCCGCCUCCCCGCUCCUCCCUGUGGCCGAUGCAGGGCGUCUCUCUCCCCCUCCUCCCCCCGCCGCCCCCCCAUGCUGCUCCUGCGCCUCCCUCCUGCCUCGCCUCUUGGCGGCUCACCGGAUGGAGGUGCGGCGCCUCCUGCGAGGAGCUCUGUCGUCCCUUGGCCGCCGCCUGGACUCUCUGGAGAGGAGGAGCAGGAAGCAGAACCAGAGGAGGAAGAAGCAGAAGGAGAGCGGUGAAGGAGGUUCACCUGCCGUCGUCUGCAGCUCCGCCUCCUCUUUCACAUCGGCCCCCUCAUCAGACGUCAUCAUCUCCUCAUAUUCACCGUCAUCCUCCUCUUCGUCUGAUGUCGACAGCUCGCCUCCCACCUGCAGCUUCAGCCAAUCAGAGCAGAGUAGGAGGAGCAGUGAGGAACAGGAGGUGAGGAGGAGGAGGAAGAGGAGGAGACAUGAAGGCUCCGUUCAUUCAGGAAGGGAAAAUGAUGAGGAGGAGGAGGAGAGGUUUGUGGGUCAGAUGGCGGUGUCCUACAGAGGAGGAGGAGCUGAGGGGGAGCCGCCGAUCCUCCUGCUCGACUUAAACCAGAGGAAACGCAGGCGGAGAGAAGGCGGAGCCAGCCAAUCAGAGAAGUCCCUCGCCGUGGCGGUCAGGAAGAACGGCUUCAGCUCCGUCUCCCAGCAUGCAGUUCUUCCUCUGCCUUCUGCUGUGAUUGGUCAGACCUGCGACCAAUCAGAGGUGAUCUCCUUCAGCCGGUGGACCUUCUCUGACAUCAUCAGCCACCUGUCCCUCCAUCAGAGCUGCUUCGACCCCCGACUCCCGAAGACCACCUUCAUAUUUAACCCCGCCGCUGUGCUGCACCUGUCCGCGGCUGCCAUGGAGACGGCAUUAGACUGGGUGAAGGGCGGAGUCUGUUGGAGCCCUCUGCGACCUCUGAGGGACUGGACGGCCCCUCCCAGCCUGAGCACCGACCACUGCUACAUGAGAAGGCAGAGCAGCAGUCCUGCAGGUUCGGUUCUGGUUCAACACACACAGCGAUCCAAUCACAGCACCUGGAGCCUGCGGUUCCCCAGGCGACGGGCCUCUGCUCUGCCUUUAUGCUCAGCCAAUGGGCUGUCUGCUGCCCUCCCCGCUAACCAAUCAGCAAACCUGAAGCUCAGUAAACGAGUGUCCCAGAUCAGAAUACGGCGGGCGUCGCCGCGGGAGACGCCCCUCACACCGAUGGGACUGCCCAAAGUUAAACGGUUAAAGAAGAAAGAGUUCAGUCUGGAGGAGAUUUACACGAACAAGAACUACGAGUCCCCCCCAAGCAUCAGGAGCCUUGAAACGAUCUUUGAGGAGCCUCGAGAAAAAGACGGAGCGUUGCUCCUGGUUGGCCAGCAGAAGCGGCGCCGACUCCUCCUCUUUCCUGAUUUCACUCAGCCGAGGAAGAGGAAGAAGCCCCAAGGGGUGGGACUUCCUGUGUCCUUGAUGCCCAGAAAACGAACGGCGGUGCGACGUCAGAACCACGGCGGAGGAUCCGACGACGGCAGCGAUCUGGACGUGAUGCUGGUGGAGCGGCUGAGCGAGCUGGAACACUUCCUGACGCAGCAGGGCCUGGACGUGUGAGCCCUGUGUGACAUCAUUUCCUGUUUUCCAGGGGUCAAGGACAGUAGGAAGACGUUUUUUCCAGAGGGGCAGUCUGUAAGGGGGAAAAUGCACCCCCGCCUGCCUGCCUGCUGCACUCUGGUCCACUGUGGUUUGCUGCAGUA
Molecule: messenger RNA, 2034 nt
Organism: Cyprinodon variegatus (sheepshead minnow)
Lineage: Eukaryota; Metazoa; Chordata; Actinopteri; Cyprinodontiformes; Cyprinodontidae
Exons: 11
Coding region: 227-1891 (554 amino acids)
Source: RefSeq, a predicted model, not a curated record